AUGGUUGACGAGCUCUCGGCGUGGGUCAGCCACUACCUCUGCCUGUUUCUCUCUCUAGUGCUCAUCAUCGCACGACUCAUUCUGCGGCGAAAGCAGCAGCAAACUUUCACAAGUGGGGACUACUGGUGCAUUACCGCGGGGUUUUCCAUCCUGAUCAGGUUGGUAGCGCAUCAUUAUGUGCUUUCGUACGGAUCGACACGAAUCGAGCGCGAAAAAUUUGAGAGCGUCUACAAAUUGCAUCUUCAGGGCAAUCCCGGAGGAGCUGAGAGGGUUAUGCUUGGAAGCAAGAUGGUGCUUUUCACAAGGACUCUACUAGUAUUCAUCAAUCUAGUCUCUGACGGCUUCGCUAGACUGUGGAGCGCAAAGAUAGCAGUCCUAGACCUACUUGCAAGCCUAAUCAUGCGACUCCCCUUUGAGAAACGAAUAUUGUACACUUACUGGGCAAUCCUGGCCACGACUUUCGUUGCAUCGAUCGUCACUGUGUUCACAAGCUGUGUUCCCCUCAGACUUUCGUGGGAAAUCUAUCCUUGGCCAGACGAGCGGGGACAUUAUCGACUGCCAGACAAAUGCGUUAUCGCAGCCCUUUGGAUCUACACAUAUGAGAUGAGUAACAUCUUCACCGACGUCAUGUUGAUGGCAUUAUCAUUCAGCAUAAUUUAUACCGUCCGGAUACCACUGUCGCAGAAAGCUCGGAUAUUAUCUCUCUUCAAUAUCGGCUUCGUCCUUGUCGGUAUCAGCAUCGCCCGCAUGGUCAGAGGACGCGCUUCCACCACGGAGGGCGGCCAAACAACCUACGAGUCUAUGGAGAUUCUCUUUAGCACCAUAGUUGCAGUCACCCCAACGCUAUACACGCUCCUAAAGAGCAAAGCCGAGAAAUCACCAAGUAACAUGGAGAGUACUGUCCGAGUACCCUCACUUGCUGGAUCCACCUACGAACUGGAGAAUGCUUUAAGUCAUGAAGACGACUCAAGUACGGCGGGGAUGUUCAUUCAUGUAAGGAAUCAAGAUUGGGGAACUGGCAAGUCUGCGCCGAAGAUAUGA
This is a messenger RNA of Parastagonospora nodorum SN15, 1041 nucleotides long. RefSeq lists its product as hypothetical. The transcript has 4 exons. NCBI's taxonomy places the organism in Eukaryota, Fungi, Ascomycota, Dothideomycetes, Pleosporales, Phaeosphaeriaceae. The record is from RefSeq and is a predicted model, not a curated record. The coding region runs from base 1 to 1041 and encodes 346 amino acids.